Microcebus murinus (gray mouse lemur) is the source of this 1633-nucleotide messenger RNA. RefSeq names its product serine/threonine kinase 32C (gene STK32C). Gene Ontology annotation, molecular function: G protein-coupled receptor binding; ATP binding; G protein-coupled receptor kinase activity. The record is from RefSeq and is a predicted model, not a curated record. Gene Ontology annotation, biological process: G protein-coupled receptor signaling pathway; regulation of signal transduction; protein phosphorylation. NCBI's taxonomy places the organism in Eukaryota, Metazoa, Chordata, Mammalia, Primates, Cheirogaleidae.
GCGCACCGCGGGCGCUGCCAGCCCCACCGCUCCCGCUCCCGGCCCUGCGGGCCGGCCAUGUCCCCGGCUCCGGCCGCGGCGCGCACCCAGGCCCGGCAAUGAGGAGCGGCGCCGAGCGCAGGGGCCACGCCGCGCGGCUCGGCCGCCCCGGCCGCGCGCCCCGCGGCCGACGCGCCCCGGCCUGCCGCCGGCCGCCGCCGGCAGCCCGGCUCGGACACGGCGAUGCCGCGCACCGGCCCCCUGUUCCAGUGGAGCAAGUGGAAGAAGAGGAUGGGCUCGUCCAUGUCGGCGGCCACGGCGCGGAGGCCGGUGUUUGACGACAAGGAGGACGUGAACUUUGACCACUUCCAGAUCCUGCGCGCCAUCGGCAAGGGCAGCUUCGGCAAGGUGUGCAUCGUGCAGAAGCGGGACACGGAGAAGAUGUACGCCAUGAAGUACAUGAACAAGCAGCAGUGCAUCGAGCGCGACGAGGUCCGCAACGUCUUCCGGGAGCUGGAGAUCCUGCAGGAGGUGGAGCACGUCUUCCUGGUGAACCUCUGGUACUCCUUCCAGGACGAGGAGGACAUGUUCAUGGUGGUGGACCUGCUCCUGGGCGGGGACCUGCGCUACCACCUGCAGCAGAACGUGCAGUUCUCCGAGGACACGGUGCGGCUGUACAUCUGCGAGAUGGCCCUGGCCCUGGACUACCUGCGCAGCCAGCACAUCAUCCACAGAGACGUCAAGCCCGACAACAUCCUCCUGGACGAGCGAGGACACGCGCACCUGACCGACUUCAACAUCGCCACCAUCAUAAAGGACGGGGAGCGGGCGACGGCGCUGGCGGGCACCAAGCCCUACAUGGCUCCAGAGAUCUUCCACUCCUUCGUCAACGGCGGGUCUGGCUACUCCUUCGAGGUGGACUGGUGGUCGGUGGGGGUGAUGGCCUACGAGCUGCUUCGAGGAUGGAGGCCCUACGACAUCCACGCCAGCAACGCCGUGGAGUCCCUGGUGCAGCUGUUCAGCACCGUGAGCGUCCAGUACCUGCCCACCUGGUCCAAGGAGAUGGUGGCCCUGCUGCGCAAGCUCCUCACCGUGAACCCCGAGCACCGGCUCUCCUGCCUCCGGGACGUGCAGGCCGUGCCGUCGCUGGCCGCCGUGCCCUGGGACGGCCUGAUGGAGAAGAGCGUGGAGCCCGGCUUUGUGCCCAACAAAGGCCGCCUGCACUGCGACCCCACCUUCGAGCUGGAGGAGAUGAUCCUGGAGUCGCGGCCCCUGCACAAGAAGAAGAAGCGUCUGGCCAAGAACAAGUCGCGGGACAACAGCCGGGACAGCUCCCAGUCCGAGAACGAGUACCUGCAGGACUGCCUCGACGCCAUCCAGCAAGACUUCGUCAUUUUCAACAGAGAAAAGCUGAAGAGGAGCCAGGACCUCACCACCGAGCCUCCCCCAGGACCAGAGAGCAGGGACGCUUCGGAGCCCACGGAGGACAGCGAGGCGGAGCACUCCGCCCUGCCCAUGUGUGGCUCCAUCUGCCCCUCGGCCGGGAGCAGCUAGGCUCCGGGCUGGUGCGUGGACAGUUACUGCUCAGGUGGCUUUGGGGCCCGGGGCCGCCAGGGGCAGCGGGCGGAGGCUGUGGUCCCAGGCUGGUGGUGCC